UCAUCCCCUGAUGAGUCAAUGUCUUUCCCACGCUCCCACACAAGAAAGUCUCACCCUUUUUUAUCACUUUUAUUUUCUACUCCCCCUUCCUUCACUCUGCUUCCAAAUAGUGAGCAGUGAGGGAGUGAUGUGUAACAAGAAUAGCCCUCCUCCUUCAGUAGAAACCCAAAAGAAAGAACCAAGUAUGAGGAAAACCAGAAAACGAACAAAUAAACUGUCUCCUUCUUUAACUUCUUCUUCUUCUACUACCACCGCAUCUCUUAAACCACUACGUCGCAGAAACAGAACCAAAACCAGAAAGCCAAAGUACCUCAGUCUCCGCCUCAUAAAAAAGAAUAACAAAGAUGAGAAACAGCCACAGCUGAACCUCUUCCCUCUGCAUCCGCAAAACACGGUCGACGAUAAAGACAUGCAGGAGGAGAACAACUCCGUGGCGUUGCUCUUCAGCUCCGACGGCGGCGCCACCCUCAACGGCCUGCUGGAAGACGACAGUACCGCGACGACUUCGACGGCGAUGUCGGAGGAGGGGUCGUUCUCUCCGGCGGCGGGUGUGGGCGGCGACGGAGGGUGGCUGGUUCGGAAAGCGAUGAGGAGGAGGGAGGAAGAGGGGAGUGAAGAAGAGAGGUGGGUGUGUUACUCAGAAGUGGUGGAGAAGAAGGAGACGAUGGAGGAAGUAACGAGUUAUUGCGGAACGACGUCGUUUGGGUUGUUGUCAUUGAAGCUGGAUCAUGAGGGGAUAUUGAAUGCUUGGUCUGAUAAGGGCUCCCUUUACAUUGCAGGGGAGGCCCCACAGACUGUCCCUGAUUUCCACAAUCAUGCUCUCUUCUAUAAUGCUCUUCUUCCCAAUAAUAUUGGAGGUGAUGGGUGUGGAAGUAAUGAUGGCACUGGGAACACAUGGGUUGUACCGGAAAUUGGUGGAGAGAACAGGACGACAACGGAAGAAAUGGGGUUGAAGGUGGGACAGAGAGAGGCAAGCGUGCAGAGAUACAAAGAGAAGAGACAGAACAGGCUCUUCUCUAAGAGGAUCCGUUAUGAAGUCCGCAAGCUCAAUGCUGAGAAGCGGCCUCGGAUGAAGGGACGAUUUGUGAAGAGGGAAUGAAAAUUGAGAAGUUCAUAGACUGUGGUAGGCACUAUUCCUAAUAAGAACGCUGUCAAUAUUACAGUGUUCAAAUAGAAAAUUUUGUGCCUUCGGUGGUGGAACUGGGGAGCUUUCCUUUGUUGAAAUGUUGUUUAUAAAAUUAUGCCUUUUCCCACGGGUUCUUCAUAUGUAUCAUAAAAAUGAAAAAAAAAAAAAAAACAGUGCUACCGCCUACUCCGUUAUAAAAUGAGAUAUGAUACUUACACUAAUUUUUGGUACAUCUUAAAAUAUACAUUUAUCGUUUUUGAAGA
Messenger RNA from Arachis duranensis, 1389 nucleotides. RefSeq names its product zinc finger protein CONSTANS-LIKE 8. The record is from RefSeq and is a predicted model, not a curated record. NCBI's taxonomy places the organism in Eukaryota, Viridiplantae, Streptophyta, Magnoliopsida, Fabales, Fabaceae. Gene Ontology annotation, molecular function: protein binding. The transcript is spliced from 3 exons. Gene Ontology annotation, biological process: regulation of DNA-templated transcription. The coding region runs from base 11 to 1099 and encodes 362 amino acids. Gene Ontology annotation, cellular component: nucleus.